Arabidopsis lyrata subsp. lyrata is the source of this 522-nucleotide messenger RNA. RefSeq lists its product as uncharacterized. NCBI's taxonomy places the organism in Eukaryota, Viridiplantae, Streptophyta, Magnoliopsida, Brassicales, Brassicaceae. The record is from RefSeq and is a predicted model, not a curated record. The transcript has 2 exons. Bases 139 to 522 code for a protein of 127 amino acids.
CAUAGUUUCUAUAACAAAGAAAAAGAAACGAUAAGAGAUAAGAAUUACAUAACUAUUAGAAAAGAUUAUAAAUAGAGGAUAGUAAUUCAUUAUUUCUUAAGUACAAAAAAAAAACUUGCAACAAAAAAAGUUAAAGAUAUGGGUGCUAAAUUGAAUUUAAUGAUUUUAAUAGUGUUUGUGGUGACAAUGGUAAUAGCAAUGGAAAAUGUCAAUGGAGAGACGAAAGCUCAAUGCCAAGAAGAUUGCAUUCAAGGUUGUGCCACCACCGGAUCACUUCCGAGCAAGUGCCUCCAGAUUUGUUACCGUGGAUGCCGCGGCAAACCUGGUCGUGCAUUAGGUAACCAACUAACCAUUUUCCAAAAAAAAAAAAAAAACAAUAAUCUAACAACUUUGGAAAUAUAUCAAAGAAAAUAUAUUUUGAUGAUUAUUGCGAUUUUUUCUAACUAUAGAAAAUAUAUUUUCUCUUUUGGAAGCGCAGACAUAGAAGAGAUGAUGUCAGUGUUGGACUCUUGGGACUUUUAA